UAUUCUCAGUUCAAACGUAAUGCUUUUAAGCAAAACAUGUAGUAAAGUUAUUGGUCAUAAUUAAACAAAAGUUAUAUAGAUCCAGUUGGAAAAAAAUACUAUCUGAAAACUGCUAUAAAUAAUGGAUACUUCAAAACUUACACCAUUGAACUGGGAAGAAAUAAAGAACAAUAUCGAUGGUGUUAAGAUACAAGGCAUUAAACAGUUCAUACAUCAGUACAAGAAACACAAGGAUAGACGCAAUGAUCCUUUGUACUGGGGAGAUGAGAUUGAAUAUAUGAUUGUUAAAAUUGAUGAUGAAGAAAAAACAACGAAGCUUUGUCUUAAAGCGAAGGAUGUUUUGGAGACCUUGAACAAACACAAUAAAGGGAAUCCUAUUCCUGUAUGGACACCUGAGUUUGGAGCAUAUAUGGUAGAAAGUAUCCCUGAAAGACCUUAUUCAGGUCUAUUGACUUCCAUUUCAAAAGUUGAAAUGAGUAUGAAAGAAAGGCGGAAAGAACUCACGUCUGUAUUAGAGCAGGAUGAAAUCCCAUUUACUCUGCCAUCGUAUCCGAGAUUAGGAGUUGGUUAUUUUGCUAUUCCGCCGACUAAACUUAAUCCUAACAAUGGUAUAUCAAAGUCCUGGUUUUCCCCUGAUGAUGUAAUAUACAAAGGCCGCCAAAGAACAACGAGUAUACAUCAGAACAUAAAAGAGAGAAAAGGUGGAAACAUUGAAAUCCUUAUUCCAGUUUACCAGGAUAUGAACACGAAAUCGCCUUUACCUAUGAGCAUCAAGACUAAAUACAAGAGGGAACAAUCUUAUGAUAAUAGUAUUCAUAUGGAAGGUCUUAUUUUCGGUGCCGGUUGUUGUGGUUUGCAAACGACGUUUCAGAUGGAUAAUUUUGAGGACGCAAGAUACCUUUACGAUCAACUUGUGAACAUUUGUCCAAUCAUGCUAGCUUUAAGUGCAGCAUCACCUAUACAAAGGGGUUACCUGUCUGAUAUUGAUACUCGAUGGCCAGUCCUAUCACAAAGCUUUGAUGACAGAACCGAUGAAGAAAAAGGUCUAAAGCCUUUAAAGAAGGAUAGAUUUAGAAUACAGAAAUCACGUUGGAGUUCUGUAGAAACCUACAUUUGUCCAGAAAAUAGUCAAUACAAUAACACAGACAUCGUAUAUGAUAAAGAUUCUUAUGAGGAAUUGAAGAAUGAAGGAUUGGACGAAGCACUAUCAAAACACAUUGCAUAUCUCUUUAUUCGCGAUCCAUUAUUUCUAUGUAGCGAAACUCUAGAUCAGAAUGAAGAUUUGGACAUACAACAUCUUGAAAACAUCAAUUCAACUAACUGGCAAACACUACGUCUGAAACUGCCUAUAUCUAAUACUAGUACUGGUUGGAGAGUAGAAUUUAGACCAAUGGAAAUUCAAUUGAGCGAUUUUGAAAAUGCUGCUUAUGCUGUAUUCGUCUUUUUGGUGACAAGAAUUGUCAUUGCUUACAGACUGAAUUUUGUCAUUCCAAUAUCAAAGGUUGAUGAAAAUAUGAGUGCUGCUAGCAAACGCGAUGCUGUAUUAGAAGAAAAGUUCAAUUUCAGGAGAAACAUCUUUUCGGACAAGUCAACAGAAAUUGAAAUAACCAAGCUUGGUCAAUUGCAAUCGAAAGAUGGCGAUGACUUUUGUCAGAUGACAAUAGAUGAAAUAAUAAAUGGAAACGUAAGAUACAAAUGA
Molecule: messenger RNA, 1699 nt
Organism: Mytilus trossulus (common blue mussel)
Lineage: Eukaryota; Metazoa; Mollusca; Bivalvia; Mytilida; Mytilidae
Product: glutamate--cysteine ligase catalytic subunit-like
Exons: 15
Coding region: 122-1699 (525 amino acids)
Biological process (GO): glutathione biosynthetic process
Molecular function (GO): glutamate-cysteine ligase activity
Source: RefSeq, a predicted model, not a curated record